CUCUGUCCCAACCCCUCGCUAAAUAUAAUCAGUCCGGAUCCUAUACCCUCUGGUCGCAGAAGGUCUUCUCGACGAUGUUGACGAAGAAACCGAUGCGCUGACCUCUUGGUGCCUUUAUACGGUUUCCUCGAGAACUUUCAGGACCUUAUCGCGCGGUUUCGAUGUGGUUUUGUCCAACCGGACGCCCUUGUCGCUGAUUAAGGAUUCCGGGUUGGACCAUGACCACCAUUCAUGCGAGUUAAUAUAAUAGACUGUUUUCUUCCGUUCCUCAUCGCCGAGGCUCUGCAGCGCGACAUUUGCCGCGCCUGUAAUUGGUCUCAAUGAGUUUUUUUUUUUUUUUUUUUUUUUCAUCUUGGAGGUUGAAAAGACCGUCUCGAGUUUUGCCUAUGCUGUAUCAUUAGAACUCAGAAUCCGAGCCUCUCAAAAUCCUGAUAUCGGCAGAGCAAGAACGAACAUACCGUCUGUGGUGAUACCGCGGUAUGGCACUAUGAAAGGUGUGUGUGUGUGUGUGUGUGUGUGUGUGUGUGUCUGUGUGUGAUACUGAUGAGGAUUUCUACAUCGACUUUUUUUAGGAGAUUUUCAGAAUAAGUACCAGAAGCAGUUUCCCGUCUUCCGGGUGCACUCUAUUACAAGUCGUGCCAACCCCCCUUCUAACUAUGAUGUAUAGGGCAGGGAAAGGCUUGUAAAAAGAUUAUCCUCGGCAUUCCGAUACCCUGCGGGGGACUAGUUUUGGCUGUUCCGACAUCGGUUGUGGUCAACUCCGUCGACGAACUGCCGAUGGUCACAGCUAUACAUGCACCGGAACGUACAGCUAGCUGGGCGCUGUCCAUCAGAGCAUUGAAGAGUAUUACCACAAUGGCACCACUCAGCCUUGUGCGCUUUACCCCCAAGUCAAACCCGGCGAAGAUCCUCAUCGGCCAGCCGGUAGAAAGCGGACUUGAUGUUGGUGUCGCCAUCCGCAAUGGCUUGGAUGUCGCCGUCAAGGUUUUCUCUGGACCGUCUGUUUUGUCGCCUGGAAAGGAGACGAGUGUCACAGAGACCAUUGGCCGUCUCCUGUCACCCUUGGCGCAGAAUGAGGUCGGUACUAUCCGAUGCAUUGGACUAAAUUACAAGCAGCAUGCGACUGAGGUCAAGAUGGACCUGCCCUCCAUCCCAACAGUCUUCAUGAAGCCUAGCACGUCUCUCGGUGAUCCUUGGCCAGCCCCGACCAUUCUACCAAAACUCACGCAGCUGGACAACUGUGGUGAUUAUGAGUCUGAACUGGCAGUGGUGAUUGGCAAGACAGCAAAGAAUGUCGGCGAGGCCGAGGCGCUAGACUAUGUUCUUGGAUACACGGCAGCGAAUGAUGUGUCAAGCCGUACUUCGCAGCUUUCUCAGUCGCAGUGGUCUUUCUCCAAGGGAUUCGACGGGGCAUGUCCCAUUGGCCCGACUUUGGUGUCUGCGCAUGCCAUCCCAGACCCAUCCAAAUUACAUAUCCGUGGCCUGAAAAAUGGCGUGGUUCUACAAGAUUGUGGAAUUGAUGACUUGAUCUUUAGCGUGCCUAAGCUGGUCAGCUUUCUUUCACAGAGCACGACUCUCCCGGCCGGCACCGUUAUCCUCACAGGGACGCCAGCCGGUGUUGGCAUGGCCAGGAAGCCAAAGGAGACUCUGCAGGACGGGGAUGAGUUUGCAGUUGAGAUUCUCCCUCAUAUUGGGACUCUCAUAAACGCCUUCCAGAAUGAACAGUAAUAGACCAUGGGAUAGGAGUUGCGAAUAGAGAUAACAGUCUUGGAAUAUAACGAGGACAACGACAUUGGAC
Monascus purpureus is the source of this 1798-nucleotide messenger RNA. The record is from the annotation of a GenBank genome assembly. NCBI's taxonomy places the organism in Eukaryota, Fungi, Ascomycota, Eurotiomycetes, Eurotiales, Aspergillaceae.